Molecule: messenger RNA, 1280 nt
Organism: Belonocnema kinseyi
Lineage: Eukaryota; Metazoa; Arthropoda; Insecta; Hymenoptera; Cynipidae
Exons: 3
Coding region: 71-430 (119 amino acids)
Source: RefSeq, a predicted model, not a curated record
GAUAGUCAUUCUGAGCACACUCUACAGCAUUUUCAUACUGUACCGGAGUCUGAACCGUUAGAAUGUGAUUAUGAUGGCUAUUCUGAGCAUAUUCUCCAGCAUUUUCAUGCUGUAUCGGAGUAUUAGCUGUCAGAAUUUCACUGUUUUUCAUUUCUAUAGCGCUAUACAGGUUGAGGUCAUCAAAUCUGGCAAACACUCCGUCAAACAGUUCUUCGACACAGUUAUCCAGACUGACAACUCGAUCCCCCUCCCCUGCGGAAACAAGAUAAACACGCUCUCAACCGGCCGUAAUCGAAGCGGACCCAUCCAGUUCAACCGAAGAAGACGACGAAUCACCGUCACCCUGUGGUGGAUUCCUCGACAAGGCAUCUGCAUUAGAAUUUAUCCUCCCAGCUUUCUGAAGGAUUCUGGAAGCAUAUGCAAUGGGUGAAUCCUGACCAAUAACUCCCUGACUCAAAACACCACCAAGAUCGUAAUUCGAUGGAUCAGUCGUUAAUACAAAAGGUUUUGAGAAAUCACGAUACUGUAACAAUAGUUCGGAACAGAUUUUAUCACGCAGAAUUUCAAAAGCUGUUUGCUGCUCAUUUGUCCAUUUAAUUCGACCUUAUCUUUUAAAAGAAAACUAGUAGGCACAUGCUCUGGAGCAACGCUGAAUUUAUAGUAACCCUCUCGUAGAUAAACUUCAAUAUAAAUCCAGCCUUCGCCAUCAUCAUAGAUACGACAUAGUUGUAAAGGUUCACAGUCCGGAUCCGAAAGGAGGUCAACCAAUGUCAUCAACAAGGGAUUUGGAUCAGUCAUUUUCAAAUAUAGUUUCUUACUAAUAAUCUUUUAAGUGACUGAAAUAGUUUUAAAAGUAAUGUUCACUUUUGUCUUUACACUGUUCCACUAUAACAGGAGGAAAAAAUAAACUCAUUUAGUCUUCAGUGUUUAUCUGGCACUAAUUAUGACUUUCAAAUUUAAAUGUUCUCUCGGUGCACGAGAUCCCACCGCUGUCACCAAUUUGUUACGUCACUGGCGAUGUAGUAGAAUUUUAAUUCUACUGUAGUCGGACAUUGAUUCGUUGUUGCCGUUGUAUGAUUAAAAUCAUAACCGGGAGAACACUAAGGUUUUGAAAUCAAACUCAAUUUAAUUUAUCACUUCAAAUUAUAUUGUUAGCAUAUUGAAGUUAUUAAUGUUCAAUUGUUAUACACUAUGUGCACAUAUAAAUAUUUAACUAACAAACAAUUGAGUUGGUUGUUACACAAUUUCUGAUUUACAUAUUGAUAAUUUGUUUAUAAUAU